AUGUCCCUGGCAUCAUCAGAGGCUCAAUGCAAGUUAUUGGGUCCGUUUUCAUUAAUAGUACAGUCCCUUUUAGGUCUUCUAUCGUUAUCAUCAUUGAUUUAUAAAAGAUACAAGGAGUAUCCUAAUAGAAGACCUUGGAAGGUUUGGUUUUUCGAUGUCUCCAAACAGGUUUUUGGUGCCAUUGGAAUCCAUUUCUUAAACUUGCUCUUGAGUAUAUUAGGUGGGUCGUCAUCCUCUACUGAUCCUGAAGCUACCCCACCUGUGGAUAUAUCGCCAUUUGCUUUCAAGCAUCACACAUCUGAAAAUGGUAUGCUGCCCUCUAGUUCAUCCGUGGCUCAUGAAUCAACAGGGGUUUCCACCAUAAACUUCUACUUGAACAGUGACAACGACAUCUCAAACCCAUGUAAUUGGUACUUUUUGAACAUUUUGUUUGACACCACUAUUGGGGUACCUAUUCUUUGGGGAUUAUUAUACGUUAUUUUUAAUUGUGCCAAAAAGGCUGGCAUUGAAGGAAUUAAUUCAGGACAAUACGGGAUUCCCCCAAGAAUGUCAAGCUACGUGAAGCAGCUUAUCCUAUACUUUAUCGGGCUUUUCUCCAUGAAGCUAUUGGUUUAUAUUCUUCUUAUGUCGGUUCCAAUUUUCGAAGAUACUGCCGAUUGGUUGUUGUCGGUGUUUGAUCCAUUUCCAAGGAUGCAAGUGUUUAUGGUAACCUUCGUUACCCCCUUGGUUAUGAAUUCGUUACAAUAUGUGCUAAUUGAUAACAUUAUUCAAAGCCCAGAAUAUAAAAAACCUAAAGCUAUAGGCAUCCCUUACGAUAUGGAAUCAAGCGAGACUUUAUUCGACAAUGAACAGGAUAAUGCGGAAUUGGCUAGAGCUAACCUCCCAGAGGAAGGCUUACUAGGCCAGCCUGAACCAGAAGUGUUGGAAGGAGAGUUUCUCAAAGAGAUUUGA
Messenger RNA from Saccharomycopsis crataegensis, 951 nucleotides. RefSeq lists its product as uncharacterized. Gene Ontology annotation, cellular component: membrane. The coding region runs from base 1 to 951 and encodes 316 amino acids. The record is from RefSeq and is a predicted model, not a curated record. Lineage: Eukaryota; Fungi; Ascomycota; Saccharomycetes; Ascoideales; Saccharomycopsidaceae. The transcript has a single exon.